CAUCGAUUCAACAAAUAUGCUUUGUGCCAGGGGUACAAGAGGAUUUUUAAAAGCCUCUGGAGAAGGCUGCAGGAGAAAUGGUAUCAUUAGGGAACAGUCAAGUUUCUGUGAAGACAAGCAGGUGAAGAGAAGCUUCAGAGAAGAGAUUGAAGUUGUAGAUUGUUGUUACUGGACCCAAAAGAUGACAUCUAUUAUCAAAUUAACUACCCUCUCUGGGGUCCAAGAAGAGUCUGCCCUUUGCUAUCUUCUCCAAGUCGAUGAGUUUAGAUUUUUAUUGGACUGUGGCUGGGAUGAGCACUUUUCUAUGGAUAUUAUAGAUUCCCUGAGGAAGCAUGUUCACCAGAUCGAUGCAGUGUUAUUGUCCCACCCCGAUCCUCUCCAUCUUGGUGCCCUUCCAUAUGCUGUCGGAAAGUUGGGUCUGAACUGUGCUAUCUAUGCAACCAUUCCUGUUUAUAAAAUGGGACAGAUGUUCAUGUAUGAUCUUUAUCAGUCUCGCCACAAUACAGAAGAUUUUACACUCUUUACCUUGGAUGAUGUGGAUGCAGCCUUUGAUAAAAUACAGCAGCUAAAAUUCUCUCAGAUUGUGAAUUUGAAAGGUAAAGGACAUGGCUUGUCUAUCACACCUCUGCCAGCUGGUCAUAUGAUAGGUGGAACAAUAUGGAAAAUAGUCAAAGAUGGAGAAGAAGAAAUUGUUUAUGCAGUUGACUUCAACCACAAGAGGGAGAUCCACUUAAAUGGAUGUUCCCUGGAAAUGCUAAGCAGACCCUCCCUGCUUAUCACAGAUUCAUUUAAUGCUACAUAUGUGCAGCCUAGAAGAAAACAGAGAGAUGAGCAACUUCUGACAAAUGUCCUGGAAACACUUCGAGGUGAUGGAAAUGUAUUAAUAGCAGUGGACACUGCAGGCAGAGUUUUGGAACUUGCUCAACUUCUUGAUCAGAUUUGGAGAACUAAAGAUGCAGGAUUGGGUGUUUACUCAUUGGCACUCCUAAAUAAUGUCAGUUAUAAUGUGGUGGAGUUUUCUAAGUCUCAGGUAGAAUGGAUGAGUGAUAAAUUGAUGAGAUGUUUUGAAGACAAAAGAAAUAAUCCAUUUCAGUUUCGCCAUCUCUCUUUAUGCCAUGGUCUUUCUGACUUGGCUCGAGUACCUAGCCCCAAAGUUGUACUUGCCAGCCAACCUGACCUGGAAUGUGGAUUUUCAAGGGAUCUCUUUAUUCAGUGGUGUCAGGACCCUAAAAACUCAGUCAUUCUAACUUACAGAACUACUCCUGGGACUUUAGCACGUUUCCUAAUUGAUAAUCCUUCUGAAAAAAUUACAGAAAUAGAGUCUCCAGAUCUCUACCUCAGAGACUUAUUAUUUAGACCAGAGGAUUUCUUAGUGCCAGAACUUCAAGCUACUGAAGAAGAAAAAAGCAAAUUAGAAUCUGGUUUGACAAACGGAGAUGAACCCAUGGAUCAGGAUUUAUCUGAUGUUCCUACGAAGUGUAUUUCUACAACAGAAUCUAUUGAAAUAAAAGCCAGGGUUACUUACAUAGACUAUGAAGGACGCUCUGAUGGGGAUUCCAUUAAAAAAAUCAUUAAUCAAAUGAAACCACGACAGCUGAUCAUUGUCCAUGGCCCACCAGAGGCCAGUCAAGAUCUGGCAGAGUGCUGCCGCGCGUUUGGUGGGAAAGAUAUUAAAGUGUACAUGCCAAAGCUCCAUGAGACAGUUGAUGCCACUAGUGAAACGCACAUCUACCAGGUGAGAUUAAAAGACUCGCUUGUCAGCUCCCUUCAGUUUUGUAAAGCAAAAGAUGCUGAAUUAGCUUGGAUAGAUGGUGUCUUAGACAUGAGAGUUUCCAAAGUAGACACAGGAGUUAUUUUAGAAGAAGGAGAACUGAAGGAUGAUGGAGAAGACUCAGAAAUGCAAGUGGACGCUCCUUCAGAUUCUAGCGUUAUAGCGCAGCAAAAGGCCAUGAAAAGUCUGUUUGGAGAUGAUGAGAAGGAAACGGGUGAAGAGAGUGAGAUCAUUCCUACACUGGAACCCUUGCCACCUCAUGAGGUUCCUGGACAUCAGUCAGUUUUUAUGAAUGAACCAAGACUAUCAGACUUCAAACAAGUUCUUUUACGGGAGGGGAUUCAAGCUGAAUUUGUAGGAGGUGUACUUGUUUGCAACAAUCAAGUAGCAGUCCGUAGAACGGAAACUGGACGCAUCGGAUUAGAAGGCUGCCUUUGUCAAGAUUUUUAUAGGAUAAGAGACCUUUUAUAUGAACAGUAUGCCAUUGUGUAAAGGACAUGGUGUCAAAAAAUAUCUGCUUGACCUUUCUAAGAAAGAAGGAUUCUUAUAUUCUAAGCUUUUGCUCUUUUGUUUUAUAACAUACAAAAGGAAUUGCCAGAAAAACUUACAUGUAUUAGAUUUUUUAAAAUGUAAAUAGAGACCAUUUUGCUAAUGUUCAAAUGAGCAUUCUACCUUUCAGCUUUCAGAGUGAUAGAGGUCCUACCAAGUGUACAGGCCUGAGAAUUGAAGGUGAUUGGUUUCCUUUACAGACUCAUUAUUCUCGAAGGGCUUUAUACUUAAGAAAACAAUGCAACUUAGCAAACCAGUUCAUGGCCUUAGAGAAACAUGUUUGCAUGAGUUCUUGCAGACUGUUUCUUAUAUUUUCUAGAAUGAAAAGUGGGAAUAAUUUAGAAAAGAUGUGCUACAAAAAAAAAUGAUAGAACAGUUUUUUGAAACUUAUGUAUUUAAACAACAAAAAUAAAGGUACAUGCUAUGCCUCUUCUUUUGAACUCUAA
Messenger RNA from Galeopterus variegatus (Sunda flying lemur), 2766 nucleotides. RefSeq names its product cleavage and polyadenylation specific factor 2, 100kDa (gene CPSF2). The transcript has 15 exons. The record is from RefSeq and is a predicted model, not a curated record. Gene Ontology annotation, molecular function: RNA binding. Gene Ontology annotation, cellular component: mRNA cleavage and polyadenylation specificity factor complex. NCBI's taxonomy places the organism in Eukaryota, Metazoa, Chordata, Mammalia, Dermoptera, Cynocephalidae. Bases 17 to 2263 code for a protein of 748 amino acids. Gene Ontology annotation, biological process: mRNA 3'-end processing by stem-loop binding and cleavage.